ACCCGCCGGUUUCACCCCUAUCCGUUCCGUUCAUGCCUGAGAAUUAUGUUAUUGUAAAAUUAUAUAAAAAUAAAUAAAUAAUAUUUUUAAAAAAAAAAAAAAAAAAAGAAGCUCGCUGGCGCACCCUUUCUCUCUCUCUCGCGCACACCGAUUCCCGAGGCAGUUUCUUCUUCUUCAUUCUUCUCCUCCUCUCUUUAUUCUGAUCGAAUAAGUUCUUAUCUGAAGCGGUUGUCUCCACAGCCUCAUCCUCUGGCUCAGAUGGCAGAUAAUGAGGGGUUCGAAGAAUCUAAUGCUCGCGGAAAUGAUUGGGAAGUCGUGUCGCUUACCGCAUCAACCUAUGCAGCCUCUCCUGGUCCAACAGAAGUCGAAUUGAAGGAUGACAUCAAGGGGGAUACCCACAACCCAGAUAAAGCAGAGACUUCUAAUGCCAUGUUCAUAUCUGGACACUUUGGCUUCCAUCCUGCACAGCAUGAUAAUCUACCCCUUGAGAUUUCUGAUAUUGAUGUUCUGGAGAAACAAGGAGGCAAAGACAACAUUGCGUUUGUGGACGCAGCAGCGCAAGGUAGAUCUAGUGGAAAGGUUGAAAAGGAUUGGGUUCUUAAAGGGUUGAGUGUACCUGAUGAGUUCCCGGGACUGCACUUUCUCGACGAGAAGAGCAUUGGGUUAUCGAUCCAUGGAUCAGCAUUUGAGGACGGCAAGAGUAAUCUGCAAGGUUUGAAAAAUUUGACUGAGAAGGAGCAGAGUUUUUAUAGUUCUGCUGCCUUCAGUUCUUUUCAAGGUGAUACAGCUCUUCGAGCUCCACCUAACUAUGUAGAGGAUAUCUCUGCUUCCGAGGCAGUUGAGAAUAUGUCUGUUUCCGAGACAGAUGAAACUCCCAAUUCGCCUCCAGACUUGUCUGCAGACAUUUCACACCAACCCAAGAAGAUAAAAGGAGAGAAAUCUGGUGGAUUUGACCUCCCUUGUGGAGCUUGGUGGAAGAGAAGAGCUGCUUCCUUUUAUGCCCAUGCGAAGGAGGCAAACGCAUUUUGGUCGGUCUUCGUUGCUGCAGCCGUGAUGGGUCUUGUGAUUCUCGGGCAGCGCUGGCAGCAGGAGAAGUGGCAAGUUUUGCAGCUCAGAUGGCACCUGUCCAUCAACAGUGAGUGACAGUGUCGAUGCCGAACAAAAAUGAAGAAUGGCAGCAAAGAGAUGGGGAGUCCCUUGUCUGAGAUGAAAGGCGUAGUGAGUGGCCAACCUUGCUGUUCUCUUAUUGAGGGCGGCUCCAAGUGAGAUGAUGACGAAAAUCAAGAGAGUGAGAGAGAUGAUAGAGAGCUGUUGUAAUUUGGUGCUUGUGAUUGUAAAUAUUUUGGUAAAACAGAAAAACUGCACCAGUAGGAGUAGUAGUACGUACGUACAUAUUUGAACUUGUGAUCUCAUCUGUGUUGCUUUCUUCAAGUCAAUUGCUAUAUAUGGUGAUGGUGAUGGUGAUGGUGAUGGUGA
This is a messenger RNA of Punica granatum (pomegranate), 1476 nucleotides long. NCBI's taxonomy places the organism in Eukaryota, Viridiplantae, Streptophyta, Magnoliopsida, Myrtales, Lythraceae. The record is from RefSeq and is a predicted model, not a curated record.